ACAAUAUAAAACAGUCAAUCAUUUGUAUUUUCUGGACACAGUGAAGGGACUUGGCUUGAGACUUUCUCGUAUUGUUUGAAGUACAUAAUCACUGGCAGAGGUAACAAGAGAAACAAAAAGCCAAUAAAAUCGCGUCUAGAAAACACAGGAUUACAGAUCUGUCAUGGCCAAAAGCCUUCUCCGUUUACAAGUGUGGCCAGCUCGAGUGGAGGUGCGUGAUUGUGUGACGUAUGACGUGCCUGCCGCUCCAUAGCAUGGCCUCAGGCGCCCCCAACCAGUCUCGGGAAUGUGUCUAUUUGCAGGAUGGCCCAGACAGCCAGGCGCUUUAAUAAAUGCCGGCUCAAAGGCAACACCACGGUGCACUGUCUCUUUAAUGCGCGCUCACAGCUCUUCCCGAAAGUGCGCGACUCAACCAUCCGAAACAAAAGAUAGCUGCUUUGACGUCAGAGACUGGUGGGACUACCCAUAACCAGAAAGAGGCGUGGAUUCAGUCGGGACCCAAUAGGCGCCUUCAUUUUUCGCCUAACACGAUGGCGUUAUGAAUUGUGGAGGAGAGGCCUGGAACGCAAGAGUAAACGCUAGGGAGCUCUCAGGUUGGACGCGUCGUGCGGCCGCGCUCCCGGAAUACGCUGUCUGUCUGGGUCGCUCGUGGUCGCGCGGGUUGUGGGCGCUGUGCGGCUAUUACUAUGGCGGAGCUACCGGCCUUCUUCUUCUUCAUCGCCUUUAGCCUCCUACUCCUCGGAGGAGGCCCCAGCUUUGCGGAUGAGCUUAGAUGUAUGUGCUCCAACUGCAUCCAGUCAAAUUUCACGUGUGUUACAGACGGUGCCUGCAUGGUUUCUAUCUCCAACGUCAAAGGCAAAGAAUAUCAUUUGCGAGCCUGCAUUGGUCAGGAGGAUCUUGUUCCUCCUGGAAAACCAUUUUAUUGUCUUAGCUCAGAAGAUAUCCGCAACACCUACUGCUGUUACACGGAUUACUGCAACAAAAUUGACGUAGGAGUGCCAACUGGACAAAUUACAGUUGACUCUCCUUCAGGCUGGGGUCCAGUGGAGCUUGUAGCUGUUAUUGCAAUCCCAGCAUUUCUCCUUGGCGUCAUCCUUAUUGUUGUAGUCUUGUUUCACUGUCACCAGCGAGAUUAUCACAACCGGCAGAGACUUGACUUGGAGGAUCCAUCAUGUGAAAUGUAUCUCGCAAAAGAUAAAACCCUACCAGACUUGGUCUAUGAUCUUUCCACGUCUGGUUCUGGCUCAGGGCUACCGCUUUUUGUUCAGCGAACUGUUGCAAGGACUAUUGUUUUGCAAGAGAUAAUUGGGAAAGGGCGUUUUGGUGAAGUUUGGCGCGGGAAGUGGAGAGGCGGCGAUGUUGCAGUGAAAAUUUUCUCCUCCCGAGAAGAACGUUCAUGGUUUAGAGAAGCCGAAAUCUACCAAACUGUUAUGCUGCGGCAUGAAAACAUCCUAGGAUUUAUUGCUGCAGACAACAAAGACAAUGGCACCUGGACCCAGUUGUGGCUCGUUUCUGACUAUCAUGAACAUGGCUCACUGUUCGACUAUCUCAAUCGAUAUACAGUCACUAUUGAAGGGAUGAUAAAGCUAUCUCUUUCUGCAGCGAGUGGGCUUGCCCAUUUGCAUAUGGAAAUUGUUGGCACACAAGGAAAGCCUGGAAUUGCUCAUAGGGAUUUAAAGUCCAAGAAUAUUCUGGUAAAGAAGAAUGGAAUGUGCGCUAUUGCAGACUUGGGUCUUGCUGUAAGACACGAUUCUGCCACUGACACUAUUGACAUUGCUCCAAACCAGAGAGUUGGGACCAAAAGGUAUAUGGCUCCUGAAGUCUUGGAUGAGACCAUAAACAUGAAACAUUUUGAUUCCUUCAAAUGUGCUGACAUUUACGCUCUGGGUUUGGUUUACUGGGAAAUUGCCCGCAGGUGCAGUGCAGGAGGUUUUCACGAGGACUAUCAGCUUCCCUUUUAUGACCUUGUUCCUUCAGAUCCAUCAAUUGAAGAAAUGAGAAAAGUAGUGUGUGACCAGAAGCUGCGGCCAAACAUACCUAAUUGGUGGCAAAGUUAUGAGGCUCUCCGAGUUAUGGGGAAGAUGAUGAGGGAGUGCUGGUAUUCCAAUGGUGCAGCCAGGCUGACGGCUCUGCGCAUUAAAAAAACACUGUCACAGCUCAGUAUACAAGAAGAUGUGAAAAUAUGAAAACUCCCAAAAACUCCCCUGAGAAAAUGUGGAAAAAUCAUACAAGCUGCCAUGAUGUAGUUCAUAAGUAUGAGGCCUACCUCAGAGUUUUUUCCCAGACAACUGCCAGUUGAACAGAGUGGGGCCUUUUGGGUCACAAUGGAAGAGAACAGCACACUGCAUAAAAUUCUAGGUUUGGGUAUGAAACAGGAAACCUCCCCCACCCUUAAUCCACCCCCUCCCCCCAACAGAAGAGCAUGAAGAUACAAAAUCAACCAUAGUUGAUUGCGGCAAUGCCUAAUUUUUCUUUUAAAACGGGAUAUUCACAGCGGCACCCCUCUCAUCUGUGUAGGCCACUUUAUCUAGCUUGUAUGUUUGAAAAGGUUCAGGUUAUUGGCCACUGCAUAAGACCACACUCAUUCAUGUAACUGGGUCAAGUGUUAUUGAGCAAGCUGAGGGACUUACUCAAGUCACAGACAAGGAGACUUGCCUUUUUGAGGAUGGUUUAAUCUCACUUUCGGGCAAUGUAAAAAGUGACUCUGGAGCUUGAAAGGAAAGAAUACACAGACUGCGUCCAUGCAUGUGCAGGUUGUGUGUCGCUCUUUUUGACCUGUGUCUUGUAGGUGCACACGUGUACAUGUGAGCUUGUCUGCAUGCGCAAAUAUAAAGCUCCACUGUUAGAGGUGUCUCUUUAGGUCACCUUAGUGACAUCUUCAUGUAUUUUUGCAUACAGGGCCACUUGUCACCUAGUUUUUGCAAAAUCCGACUUCAAGCUGAUUUUUUUUUUUUUUUUUUUUUACAUCUCGUCACCGCUUCCUAAAAAAAAAACCAGGAGAUUGAUGCUGGUGAUAACUAUUGGCAAUAGAAAUCUUAUCAAUAACAGACCCUCAGCUUGCGCUGUCCAAGUGGAUUAGAAGAGAGGCGGAGAACCUGCAAAAAUCCAUCGUUUGUCAAUGAAUCUCAGGUGUCAAGCAUUUGCCAACAGCAGGAAUUUUGAUGUUUGUGCUCAUUAACCAGGCAUCAAGGAGACCUGCUUCCUUCUGGCCUGCUUUCACGAAGAUGUCCUACUAUAGGGAAGCGCUAUUGAUCUGAUAAGGUGUGGAUGAGUAAUUCAAGCAUGCGCCUGUGCUGGGCACCCGCUCCAGGGUUCGGCCAUAGGCAGAAAAAGGUGCACAGUUUGUAUCCGAGCGCCACAUCACAUUUUAAUACAGGAUCUUAGUUGAAUGGGAUACAAUUUGGUUCAACAUCUACACGACAAUAACUCUAAAGCCAUAACUUUUAACUGGAGUAUUUUUUGAGACUUUGUUUUUGUUCUUUUUUUUCUUUUUUGUUUUCCGUUUUAGG
Messenger RNA from Xenopus laevis (African clawed frog), 3509 nucleotides. RefSeq names its product activin A receptor type 1B L homeolog (gene acvr1b.L). The transcript is spliced from 9 exons. Lineage: Eukaryota; Metazoa; Chordata; Amphibia; Anura; Pipidae. Gene Ontology annotation, cellular component: plasma membrane; membrane; signaling receptor complex. Gene Ontology annotation, biological process: cell surface receptor protein serine/threonine kinase signaling pathway; cellular response to growth factor stimulus; activin receptor signaling pathway. The coding region runs from base 687 to 2186 and encodes 499 amino acids. The record is from RefSeq and is a predicted model, not a curated record. Gene Ontology annotation, molecular function: transmembrane receptor protein serine/threonine kinase activity; ATP binding; transferase activity.